Vicia faba (fava bean) is the source of this 1341-nucleotide messenger RNA. The record is from the annotation of a GenBank genome assembly. NCBI's taxonomy places the organism in Eukaryota, Viridiplantae, Streptophyta, Magnoliopsida, Fabales, Fabaceae.
AUGGAUGUUAUCCGAGUCCUCUCUACCGAUACAAUCAAGGCAGCAAAAUCUAGUGAUAAAAGAAUAAAUUUGACUCCAUGGGAUCUCCAACAUCUAUAUGCUCCAUCCGACAAAAAAGGCCUUCUUUAUAACCAUCAAGUAGUAGCAAAUCAAAUUCAACAUCUGAAACACUCUCUAUCCUAUGUCCUUGAAUUUUUCCAACCUCUUGGAGGCCGUCUCAAAAUAACAGAACACGAUGACAAUAUUGUCUCGUGUUAUGUUAUUUGCAACAAUGCAGGUGUACUCUUUGUCCAUGCUGCCGUGGAAAAUACUUGUGUUGCUGAUAUCCUAGAACCCGUCUAUGUUCCUUCAAUUGUCAAUUCAUUUUUCCCUUUUAUUGGAGUUAGUAACUAUGAAGGCACAUCACAACCAUUGUUGGCUAUUCAAGUCACGGAGCUAGUUGAUGGUAUCUUCAUUGGUUGCAAUGUCAACCAUGUGGUUGUUGAUGGAAAUUCCUUAUGGCAUUUCAUCAAUUCAUGGGCUGAAAUUUCACGUAAUUCUUGUCAUCGUCAAUUAUCCAAACUCCCAAUACUCGAACGUUGGUUUUCUAAUGAUAUUCAACAUUCUAUACAAUUUCCUUUUACUAUGGAGAUACAAAAGAUUCACUCUGAUGGGUCAAGUUCUUCACCAUCUGAUGAUGAUGAAAAACUCAAUAUAUCAGAGAGAAUAUUCCAUUUCAAAAAGGAGAAAAUUUUGCAACUAAAAUCAAAAGUCAAUACACAUAUUGAUAGUAGUAGUAACAUCAAGAUAUCCUCCCUACAAGCGCUUUUAACACAUGUUUGGUGCUCCUUUGUUCGUUCCAAACAAUUUGAUCCACAAGAAGAAGUUCAUAACAUGUUUUUGAUAGGGGUUAGACCAAGAUUACUUCCACCAUUGCAAGAAGGUUAUUUUGGAAACGCAAUUACAGGUUGCAGUGUUACCAUGAAAGCUGGAGAGUUGUUGAAGGAAGGUGGGGUUUGUAAUGGUGCUUGGGAGAUGAACAAGUUAAUUGCUUCAUACACUAAUGAGAAGAUAAAAAAUGACUACGAGUCUUGGUUGAAGAAUCCAAUAAUUUUUAGGUUUAAUGGCAAAACGAAUAAUAAUUACUUAAUCAUGAGCAGUUCUCCGCGGUUUGAUGUUUAUGGUAAUGAUUUUGGGUGGGGAAAACCAAUAGCAGUUCGUAGUUCCAAUAAAUCAAAUGGAAUUGUUACUGUGUUUCCUGGAAUAGAAGAAGGUAGUAUUGAUCUUCAAGUUCGUCUUCCUUACAUUAUUUUAGAAGCAAUGGGAAGUGACCUUCACUUCAUGAAUGUUGUGUCCAAGUGA